Molecule: messenger RNA, 8249 nt
Organism: Perca fluviatilis (European perch)
Lineage: Eukaryota; Metazoa; Chordata; Actinopteri; Perciformes; Percidae
Gene: adamtsl3
Product: ADAMTS-like 3
Exons: 32
Coding region: 323-5668 (1781 amino acids)
Biological process (GO): extracellular matrix organization
Cellular component (GO): extracellular matrix
Molecular function (GO): metalloendopeptidase activity
Source: RefSeq, a predicted model, not a curated record
GCAGGCAGGCAGGCAGACGGGCUGUGCGCCACCCGGAGCCUGAUGAGACACUUCACCGGAGACAAAGUACCGGCGCGCUGUAACAGCUCAGCGGGCUCUCUCUGUCACUUUUUGGACGUUUCUGUGUUGGACACUGUGUGGAAACUGGGGGGCUUGGGGCUCGGUGGAUAAACGCACUGUUUUGGGAGAAUAACUGAUGUUGCAUCUCCAUACUGUAUGAGCGCAUAGGGAGCGCAGGAACCCCCCCCCCCAUCAUCCCCUCUUCUCAGAAGGUUGGGGCUCACCCAGCUAUAGAGAGACCCAGACCUGGGGGAAAAUCCACAUGAAGAUGGAGUCAUUUAUCCUCUGGAGGGCUGUCCUUAUCUUCCUCACGCUUCCCUCUUUCCAGGGUGCAGAGAGUCAGCCCCAGAGUGCAGUGUUCCUGCCAGAGUUCGCCCUCUCCCCUCAGGGCAGCUUCAUGGAAGAUGCUACAGAAGAUCAGUUCCUAACCUACAGAUACGAUGACCAGGCAUCCAGGAUGACCCGCUCAGAUGAGGACAGGGACCUGGGCUGGGACGCCUGGGGCACCUGGAGCGAGUGCUCUCGCACCUGCGGAGGGGGAGCCUCCUACUCUCUGCGACGCUGUCUCAACGGAGGAAGCUGUGUUGGCAAGAACAUCCGCUACAGAACCUGCAGCAACAUGGACUGCCCAGCAGAGUCCGGUGAUUUCCGGGCCCAGCAGUGUUCGGCCCACAAUGAUAUCAAGUACCAGGGUGUCACCUACGAGUGGUUCCCAUCACCUUAUGACCCGUCAGCACCCUGUGCACUGCGCUGCCAAGCCAAAGGGAGAAGUCUCACUGUUGAACUGGCCCCCAAAGUGCUGGACGGGACACGAUGCCGGGCGGAUGCUUAUGACAUGUGCAUCAGCGGAGCGUGUCAGGAAGUGGGCUGCGAUCGCCAGCUGGCCAGUGGUGCCAGGGAGGAUAACUGCGGCGUCUGCGGCGGUGACGGCUCCACAUGCCGGCUGGUCCGAGGACAGGCCCUGCCCCACCUUACACCAGAACAAUCUAUCAAGACAGUGCUGGACAUGCCGAUAGGAAGCCGCUUUCUCAGACUCAAUGCCAAAGGACCUGAUAUUAUAGUUAUCGAAGCCGUCUCUCUUCAGGGGAGGAAGGAGGAGACCACUCUGGUGUCUAGCGGCUCCUAUGUGAUAGGAAACACCUCCCUGGACUUCCAAAGAGGGACAGACCGGCAGACACUCAGGACACACGGCCCACUCAACGCUGAUUACAUUAUCAAGAUGAAGUAUGGAGGCUCCAAGGACACAGUUGUCCAGUUUCUCUUCUACCAGCCAAUCAGGUACCAGUGGAGAGAGACAGACUUCUUCCCUUGCUCGGUCAGCUGUGGAGGAGGCUACCAGCUGAACUCUGCAGAGUGCACAGACAUCCGAUCCAACCAGACCCUGCCUGAGCACCAUUGCAACAGCUAUCCUGAAAACACCAAACCCACACCAAAACUCAAGGAGUGCAACAUGGACCCCUGCCCAGAGAGUGACGGAUUCAAAGAGGUGAUGCCAUAUGACCACUUCCAACCUCUGCCUCGCUGGGAGCAGGGCCCCUGGACCCAGUGCUCGGUGUCCUGUGGCGGUGGCGGCUGGCAGGACCGCAGCGUGAUGUGUGUGGAGGAGGACACCCACGGACAGUUCUCCCAGGUGGAGGAGUGGAAGUGCACCCACUCCCCUCGACCCACCACCCGACAGACAUGCAACACCUUCGCCUGCCCCCAGUGGGUGGGCAUGGACUGGUCUCAGUGCACGGUGACGUGUGGGCGUGGCCUGCGUUACCGGGUGGUGCUGUGCAUCGACCACCGGGGACAGCACAUCGGAGGCUGCGAAGCGUCACUCAAACCUCACGUCAAAGAAGACUGUCUGGUCCCUAUCGCCUGCCACAAGCCCCGCGAAUCUCUGCCGGUAGAGGCCAAGGUGCCCUGGUUAAAACAGGCCCACGAACUGGAGGAGCAGCAUACUGCUACAGAGGAGCCCACAUUCGUCCCGGGGCCCUGGUCACCCUGCAGCACCACCUGCGGGCCUGGCAGGCAAACUCGGGAGGUGAAGUGCCAGGUGCUCCUUUCAUUCACCAAGACGGAAGUGGACCUUCCAGAGGAGGAGUGUGGCGAAGACAGACCACGGCUGGAGAGGCCGUGCAACCAGGGGCCAUGUGCCAAAGUCCCAGGUGUCUCCGCGGUCCUCCAGGACCAUGAGGCCCCUUACAUGCAGACAGAGGAAGUGUUCAGCUGGGACUACCGGGGCUUCACUGCCUGCUCAGCCACAUGUGCUGCUGGGAAGCAGACAGCAGUUGUGAGGUGUGUUAACAGGAAGCAGGGUGAAGAGGUGGAGGACUCUAUGUGUGAUUCAUCCAGCAGGCCACCAGUGAUGAUCCGUAUCUGUAAUCCUGAGCCAUGCCCCCCCAGAUGGGAGGUGACAGCAUGGACCGGCUGCUCUGCGUCGUGCGGCGUGGGCAUCCAGACCAGGAGUGUGUUUUGCAUGCGUCUGUUGUCCGUUGACCAGCAGGAUAUUCUGACUGUUUCAGAGGACGAGUGCAGGGAAUUCAAACCUGCCAUCCUGCAACCCUGCAACCAGCUGGACUGUCCUCCGGCCUGGGAGACAGAACCUUGGCAGCAGUGCUCCCAGUCCUGUGGCGGGGGUGUCCAGGUGCGGAAGGUCUUCUGUAAGCAGCUCCUGUCCACAGGGGCCUACAGGAGGCUGGGAGACCAGGCUUGCAGGGGGGCCAAACCUGCCACUAACCGAGGCUGCAGCAACACCGACUGCCUGCCCUACUUGGCAGGAGGCGAAUGGGGAAAGUGCUCGGUGUCCUGUGGUUUGGGGAUCCAGCGUAGGGAGCCAUCAUGUCGCCAGUUGACAACCAUGGGCCACCAGGUGACGCUGGCCAGGGAGCUGUGUUCAGGGUUGGCCUCCCCUCCACUUGUACGGACCUGCCGCAUGAUGGCCUGUCCCAAGCACAAGAAAGAGGUGAGACCUAAAGAGACCCUGAAGGUUCCGGUGGAGAACCAAGUCAGACAGACGGUGAGACGUCCACCGAAGGCUAGAGGCUAUGAGGCCGGAGUUAAACGAUGUCCGCUGCUCAUGGGUAGUCACCGCAUCUACAUCCAGACCCGCAAGGAGAAGCACCUCCACCUAACCGUCGGCGGCCACGCCUACCUCCUACCUAACACCUCGCUGGUCAUCAAAUGCCCGGUCAGAAGGUUCCCCAAAGCCUACAUUCGCUGGCUCAAAGACGGACGCCUUCUGACCAGCUCCAGACGCUUGGGCAUCACCAAAUCCGCCUCUCUGAAGAUCCACUUUCUGGCUGCAGAGGACAUCGGGGUGUACAAGUGUGUGGCUGGACCGGCCUCAGACAUAUUUACCCUGCAGCUGAUAGGUGGUGACAGAAGUUUAACUAGCAGAGAGUUCACUGCCAGUCCCGGUCCCAGCUGGGAGGAAAUGCUCCCUAGCUGCCAUGCGCACUACUCAGGCCUGGCGACGGACUUGUCAGUGCCCGUAAAAGUGUCUCUGCAGCCCCCUGGUGUCCAGGAGGAGGCCUGGCUGCAGCCACGGCUGGAGGAGAGGCUGAUUAAUAUCACCCUGCAGGCUGACAGAGGGGAGAUCCAACAAGAGCAGGCCUCAGAACUCAUCUCCUCACUGCUGAGCCACAUGUCUGCUGCCCAGCUCUGGUCCAGGACUCCGCAGGGACCAGGAAAGGCCAAAGACAGACUGGCCAACUGGUCUGAGCGCUCUUCAUUGGAGACGGUUGUGAGUAGAGCAGUGAUCAUCAGACAGCAGCAGAGCCUUCAAUUGAGUCUUCAGAAGAACAUCAACAUCAGCAUUGGACACAGCGCCCUCCUGACCAACACUACCCGAUCACUGACCAUACUCUGUCCUGCACGGGGCUUCCCGCCUCCCAAAAUCAGCUGGACCAAAGAUGGAGUUCUGCUGCAGCACAAUGACAGGGUAUCCUGGGAUAACUCUGGAGGACUCCACAUCCUUCAGCCCCGAGCGUUUGACAGAGGCCAAUACAAGUGCACAGCUGCCAACACACAUGGCUCAGACUCCGAGACUUCUCAGCUGUUGGUGGCAGAGCCUCCAGCCAUCGCAGUGUCAUGGAGGAAUGUUUCCGACCAUGGCUUUGUGUUGGGCCACAGCUUGAGGACCAAGUUGGGGGGACGAGUCAGUGUUCGCCCGGGGGCCAAUCUUACGCUGGACUGCCCCGUCACCGGCGUUCCACAGCCCACAGUGACGUGGAACAAAAAGGAUGGAGUAUUAGAUGCCGGUGCUGUUUCCCUGCCCUCUGGAUCACUGUGGAUCACAAAUGUUUCUCUGCACCACCAAGGCACCUACUCCUGCACCGCCACCAACGCCAUAGGAAGGUCCACUGCUUCUACUGUCCUGCAGGUCUACGGUCCGUACCCUGGACCCUCUGCUGGAGGAAGCAGGGUUGUCCCAGUCUCACAAGAGCUGAACAGGAGAAGGGUCCUUAUGGCGUCCCACCGGGGAACCAGCGUCUUUAUCAAGCCUGGCCACAUUCUACGUAUAGGCUGUCCAGUCGUUCCUGACCACAAAGUGCCUGUGCGGUGGGACUACAACAACCAGACCCUGAAGGAGGUUUCAGGUCCAGCCCAAACCCAGACCCAGACCCAGACCCAGGGUCAGGGUCAGGAUUUGGGUCUGCAGUACAGGAUGCUGGUGGGAGGCCGUGUGCUUGAAGUCAACACUCUACAGGUGAAGUUCUCUGGGCGGUACCGAUGCCAGACCCUGAUCAACAGCACCCGACCCAUGCUGUCUGCCUGGAUACACGUUCACACUGAAGAGUUUGGCUGGCGUUUUGGAGACUGGACCACAUGCAGUGCUUCCUGUGGGAACAGAGGCACUUGGCUGCGGAGGAUACGCUGUGUCACUCUGGAUGGAAAGGAUGUUCAGCCCACCCUGUGUCAGCACAUACCAAAACCCAUCACUUCCCCAGUCCCCUGCAACAGACAGGACUGUCCCCCCAGAUGGUCGGUAUCAGAGUGGUCAAAGUGCUCAGCGUUGUGUGGAGUAGGCUGGAAACAGAGGCAGAUGUCCUGUCAGCAGCUGGAUGCCAGAGGUGCAGUGAGGACUCUGACAGCAGCGGCCUGUGAGAGGACGAGCCAGCCCACAGACACGGAGCAGUGCACUGCCAAUAACUGUCCAACCUGGGUAACCAGUGCAUGGGGAAAGUGUUCAGGGAGGUGUUUAGGCCCCACCACCACCGUACAGAAGAGAUCUGUCACCUGCCAACAUGCCAACAGUUCCUCGUACACAGACUGUGAUCUCAGGGACAGGCCUACAUCAGUACGCAACUGUUCCUCUAACCUGUGUGACGUCCAGUGGCGUCCCAGUGCAUGGCGGGCAUGCACGGUAGUCUGUGGGAGUGGCUUUCAGUCCCGCAGGGUGGACUGUGUUCACCAAAGGAGUGGCAGGACUCUGGCUGAGCAGCACUGUGCCUGGCUCCAACGGCCCUCCGCCUGGCAGCACUGCAACGCCACCAACUGUGGGAGUGAAUGCAAGGACACAACUCAGUACUGCAGCGUGGUGAAGAGGCUGAAGCUGUGCCACCUGGACAUGUACAAGCAGAGAUGCUGUGGGUCCUGUUCACAGGAUCCCGACUCCACCUAGUGGCAGCAAACCAUUAUAACCACACUGCAUUUUGUAAAAACAGAUGGACUACAUGAGACGAAUGAGCAAAAUACUGAAAGGACACCGUCUAUGAGUGGAAGCUUCAAAAUGCACAUAUUUAAACAGGAAAAGCUUCAGUCCAAUUAUUUCACUUCCUAAAAGGAACCUGAAUAGAGCCUUAAAAGGCUGGAAGGAUAAAGGGGCUUUACUUUCUGAUUUUGAACCCAAACUUAACUCCUAAUAUGAAGACAAGUGUUCACUAUGUGGAUCAAAUGGAGUUUUUGGACUUUCCUUCAAAAACAGAACAUUUACUUUACAAUGACAUUCAUUCAUUAUAUUCCUUUUUGGCAGCGCGGCCAAAAAGAAAUGUAACAAUGUUUAUUGUAGAACGCGUACCACUAAUCUCCUGUAAACAAGACUUAGACUGAGGUACUGGUUUGCAGGUAUACAUUCGCCAGUCAUGUAAAUUGAGAUUCAUCAAAUCAGCAGCUACAUAAAUAGCCUACAAAUCUUGUAGUCCUACUUUUACAUACACAUACUCUUAACAUUUUCCUUUAUUUAUUUGUGUAAUUGGUAAAAAAAAAAGUUAUUCAUAUAAAAUAUAAAAGCAAAAUUUGGGUUUAUUACAACUUUGGUCUAAUUUUCUUAGUUUUGACUAUAAUUUCUACUCUCCGAAUUGCUGAGAUCUGGCAACAAAGCAUUGCUCAGACAGCUUGUUAAACCACUUUAUUUUGAAGUAAAUAUAAGAAGUGAGUGUCCAAUAAUAUUACUAGUGACAGAACUGAUGACCAAAACUGCAAAAAUAAGACCAAAGUUGUAGUAAACCGAAACUAUCCUUUAAUCUAUCCCUGAUCUUCCCUACCUUUAAAUGGGUACGGUAUGACACCUUGCUUUAAAGAGCUGCCUACCCCAAGAGAAUUUAUUCAGUUUUGGUUCCAGUGUCCUAUGUGUUUUAGUGUCUUGUGAUGCUCUUUCAAAGGCUUUUCCAUUCUGAUAGGUUUAAAAGUUUGGUAGACACACUGAAUUCUUGUUCAUCUUUGACAUGAAAGUGAUCCAAAUUAAAUAUGUUGUGACCACUAAGGUGUUGGCCUUCAAAACCCCGUAUCUGUAACACCUACCUUAGCAGCAGAUGUAAUGUUGAUGCUGAACAAUUCAGCAAAACCCUGGAUUAUGUUCAGUGCCAACGCUUUUUCAUGAUUUAUUUCUUCUACCUGUGUGACAAUUCCAACAUGGCUGUGGUUGGGAAAACAUAGUGGUUAUGGCAAAUUAACAAUGGUUUACCUAUGGUUAAAGGAUAGACAACUAAAAUACUUGAUUGAAGUUUAGGAAAGAUCAUGGUUACGUCAGGGUUAGGUUAAAGAGUCUCCAUUAACUAGGCAGUUUGGAAUAGGGAGCUUAAGCCAGUAGUCAAGACCACCUAAACUGAGACCAAGUCACUACCAAGACCAGAGUGUAUAGAGACCCACAAGACCAAGACUUUGAGGGGUUGAGACUGAGUCAAGACCAAGGUGAGACCAAGUCAAGACCAAGGCCAGACCAGUGCGAGUCCUACACUGCAUUACACGAUAAAAUGUGGAAAAUGCUAACCAUAGGCACUCCUCAUAUUGAUUUGAAAUAUCCAUAGUCCCAUAAAAACACGCACAGAAAACGAAUAAACUCCUUAUGGUUUAGGUAGCCAGAUUUUAUUACCAACUAUUUGGUAUUUCAUGUCUCGUUUCACUUUCUUGAGAGUGUGUGUUAAGCGGGAUGGGUAGAGGGGGUUAACAGUAACACAUUUCAAAUUAGAAAUGAGUCAAAUUAUUGGUUGCAUUUAAAGCAGGAUUUUUUUUACAUCAAAUCACAGUAAUGAUAUUAACACAUAAAGCAGACAAUGCACAGGCAGUUCAGUGAUAGCCCUGCGGUUAUGGUCUUGACCGGUCUUGAAAUAAAAUCCAUAGUCCUCUUCAUCCGAGACCAAGUAAAAAUGUGUUCAUUCUGAGACGAGACCUUCAGAAAGUGAUCUUAAGAGCCAACUCGAGACCAAGACCGACCUUGAGUACUACAUUGGCUAAAGCACAGGUUAGCACAUGCUCAUGGGUGGUGAUGGCGCAGUGGAUAUGACACAUGCCUUUGGUGUGGGAGACCUGGGUUUGAUUCCCACUAUAUACAUCAACCAAUGUGUCCCUGAGCAAGACACUUAACCCCUAGUUGCUAGUUAGCAAAGCAAAGCGUCAGCUAAAUGUCAUGUAAUGUAAAUUCUCGCAUACCAUGUGGACCCCCUGUUCAGAAAGACCAGUAGUCGAGGGCCAGAAAGAAAGUCCAAGAUCCAAAAAUGCAAAGCUGUUUUAAGAAGAAUCUGAUUAAGAUCAAAAUUAACCGGUGGUCAACAGAAUAAUUAUUCAGGGUGGGAUUAGCCAUUGAGAUGAAGAUGGUAAAGAUAAGGGUAACCUGUUGGUUAGGGGUUAGGGUCGCAAUCUCACAUCUUCUGCAUGAAAGUCAGAUGUGCUUCACACCCAUCCACCACUCCAACCUCCACGCUCUUACUUUACUACAUUAAACAGUCCCUCCAGGAUUUCGCGGGAGAGCUUUUGUAAAAAUAAAA